Molecule: messenger RNA, 249 nt
Organism: Funneliformis geosporum
Lineage: Eukaryota; Fungi; Glomeromycota; Glomeromycetes; Glomerales; Glomeraceae
Source: the annotation of a GenBank genome assembly
AUGAAAAAAAAAAUAAAAGUAAUAAAAUAGCUAUUUGUAAAGCAUGUUCUAAUACAAAUGAUCCAUUUACUAGCAUAGAAAAUCUUACAAAUAAAAGAUCAAUUUGUCAUAAUCAUUUAAAAAAUUGUUCUAAUUUUAAAGCAUUAUAUAAUGAUGAAACAUGGAAUGUAAUUUUAGCUAAAAUUAUUCAAGAAGAAAAAGAAGACAGACAAAAAAAAUCUUUAGGCAAACGUAAACAAAAUGAAAGAA